AUGGCCGAGUCUGUCACCUACGCAGACCUGCGGUUUGUGAAGGCUCCCCUGAAGAAGAGAGUCUCCAGCCAGCUAGGACAGGACCCAGAGGCUGACGAUGACGGGGAGCUCACCUACGAGAACGUACAAGUGCCCACAAUCUCAGGGGGGGCCUCCAACUUGGCCCCUUCUGGACUAGGGGACAAGGCCGGGGUGCAGUCGGAGCCGCCCGCCGCGGCCUGGAGCUCCGUGACGUCACCCGCAGCCUGGCGGCUCCUGGGCGGCCAUCCAACCUGCUCGCAAUACCUCCUUCUGGGCCUGCUCCUCACCUGCCUGCUGUUGGGGAUGGCUGCCAUCUCCCUGGGAGUGCGCUACCUGCAGGUGUCCCAGCAGCUCCAGCGCACCAGCAGGGCCCUGGAGGCCACCAACAGCAGCCUGAGGCAGCAGCUGCACCUGAAGAGCGCGCAGCUGGGGCAGCGGGAGCGGGAGCUGCAGGGCUCCAGGAGGGAGCUGGCCCAGACGCAGGAGGCGCUGCAGGUGGAACAGCGGGACUGCCAGGCUGUCAAGGAGCAGUCACAGGCCUGGCUGGCCAGCUGGGAGCAGGCAAAGGAGGCCUUGAAAAGCGAGGAGACGCAGAGGAGGGCCGUGGAGGAGAGGCUGAACCGCUUGCAGGAUAAGCUGAAGCCGCUCUGCCUGCCGGAAAUGCUGAAGCCCGGCUUGGAACACCACCACCCCUCAGACACCUGCUGUCCCCUGGGAUGGAUACUGAUGGCGACGAAUUGCUUUUACAUCUCACUUAUUAAAAGAAGUUGGGAAGACAGCCAAAGCUAUUGUAAUUCUCUGUCCUCCAACCUUGCCAGGAUUGAGUAUUCAGGUUUUUAUGGCAGCAGCUUAUAUAAGGUGUUGGAACAAAUUGAUUCGUCUGACUCAUACUGGAUUGACUACAGGUUUAAGGACAGGGACGGGACUGAUGCUAAAAGAGUCUCUGGGUAUCAUGGUCAGAACAAAAAAUGUCCCUCUGUACAAAACAAGUGGCUAAGAUACCAAUACCAGACAGAGUGUGCUACUUCUCUUCCCUGCAUCUGUGAGAUGGCAUCUAUUAGGCGUCCAGAUUACCACUGAGCUGAAUCCUCAUGCCAACAAGAGCCUGUGCCCUUCGUCCCUAACCUGCAGCCACAGGCCCUAGGAUUCUCCCUCGCCAGCAUUUCCUCAUCUGCCUGGAUAGUGCCCGGCCAAGGGCUCAUCUAUGCCCAGCACUUCUAGGCAGCCUGCUGCCUGCUUGAAAUCCUGUCCCAGAAACUGGACUAUUCCUGGGAAAAGGGUACAGAAG
Eptesicus fuscus (big brown bat) is the source of this 1309-nucleotide messenger RNA. It is a transcript of the gene CD72, whose product is annotated as CD72 molecule. The coding region runs from base 1 to 1101 and encodes 366 amino acids. The record is from RefSeq and is a predicted model, not a curated record. Gene Ontology annotation, molecular function: transmembrane signaling receptor activity. Gene Ontology annotation, cellular component: plasma membrane. The transcript is spliced from 9 exons. NCBI's taxonomy places the organism in Eukaryota, Metazoa, Chordata, Mammalia, Chiroptera, Vespertilionidae.